Molecule: messenger RNA, 2846 nt
Organism: Amblyraja radiata (thorny skate)
Lineage: Eukaryota; Metazoa; Chordata; Chondrichthyes; Rajiformes; Rajidae
Exons: 20
Coding region: 81-2846 (921 amino acids)
Source: RefSeq, a predicted model, not a curated record
CUUAUUAUUUUUUGUUCUUGUUUUGUUGGUAGGUCUGUUACAGGGUCACUGUUAUGGACGCCUCUUUUGGAUUCGUCUGAAUGCUUCCUUUCUGCAAGACAAGCCGUGGAGUCUCGGAGUCACCGGUAAACCUACAACUAAUGUCCACAUUUGUUUUUGUUUCUGCUCUGUCCCGUUCUCAUUUUAUUUUCCGAUUACUAGGUUCAGCAGGCGAAGUCUACUUGCUCACCCCGUCGUUUGCAACUAAAUGCGGCUACACUGUAUCGCAGGAUCCGUUUGGUAACGUGCUAGUUCGUGCAUCGGUUAUGGCUUGUAUGGUAGUUAACGAGGGUGAUGAUUUAUUUAGCCUGAAUCUACAAAUUCAGUUUGGUCCCAUGGAGCGAGCAUCAACUUACUUGCAUACAAUGAGCUGUUCCUAUUUUCCAUGGCAAGCACGAGAAAUCUUGUGUGAGCAAAACUACAUGGAGGUUUCAGUACAAAGAGUAAUACCAGGAAUUGAGAAUGACCACAAUGAAGAUUGGAUGGCAGCAGUUCCAUCUGCUCACGAAGCUGAAAAUGCCAUUUGGCAAGUUGUAUUUCAUCUUCCUGAAGGAAUGAAGAUCAUGACUGUCAAUGAAACAUUGAGUAAUCAUUACAGAAUUGACACUACAGUUUCACGUCUAUUGUUAAGAGCUCCCUACAAUGCAACUGAAGUUGAACUGUUACUGGUAGAAAAUGUGCCCGUUUCAAGCAUUCGAUCAACUACUUUCUACAAACAAGAAUGGAUGAUCCUCUUGAUUGACACAACAGUGGCCUGUCCUACAGGUGGCACUACUUACACUGAAGAUGAGAUCAUCUGGAGAAUACCAAGAGUCAUCCCAACACUUUCCUCUCCUGAAGAACAGUUCUAUGAUGACUCGAUUGUUUUGGGAGUUAAUGGUGUUACUCUAACCCCAGAUAAAAUGGCAGAGCUGAAUUAUCCACUGGCAUACAAUGACACAAACAUUGUUGUCACUAUUCCUAUUGGAGCAAAAGGUGGAAAUUAUAAGAGCCAUGUAGUUCAAGGACAGUACGGCAUUGUGUACUCGAUAGAACUGCUUGCAGAACAUCAAUGGGAGCUGACCAAAUACACAAUCGUCCAUCCAGUUGCCUCUCCCUUCAUGCCUCGGCCACCAAUUGUGACCAAUAAUACCAUUCCAGAAAAGCGCACAUUCAAUGUUUCUGUAGGAAACUUCCUUCCUGAUGUAGAGCUUGUAGCUUUAACUGUAGGUACACAGAUAAUCCCAGUGGAUGAGGCAAACAAGACAGGGUUCACAAUCUAUGAAAUGCCACUGCCUAACAACACCAAAGUCUACGUAGUGGAAGUUCCAUUUGAGAAUGAAAAUAUAGAGCAAGAGCACCUACAUACUAACAUCCGCCUCUACAUAUUUGAUGUCAUCUAUAUAUUCAAAAUAAUUCCAGAAAAUGAACCUUUUCAUCAGCAUGUAAAAAUAGUACAUGAAAUACCAGAUAUUGUAUUGCCCAAGGCUACUGGGUACUGUGAUGAUAAGAACUUGUAUCUACUAGUAACUCAAGGAAAUUUAGUCAACUAUUGGCUUCCAUUCAUUGAUGAACUUCUGAUAACACAACAAUCUUCACAAAAUUAUGGAUACUUGCUUGUGGAUAAUGCAACCCAUAUUUUAAUUGGUGUUCCACUUUCUGGACGGAGUGUGAUUUAUGAGGAACUGAGUCUUCAAAGAAUUGCAGCAAGACUCAACCUGACAUUGAAGGACAAAAAUACAAUGAAGAUUCAGAUUCACUUUUCUGUAGCCUGCAAUUUUCUUCCUGGAGAUCUUGUGUGUGUUUUUCAAAUCUUGCAAGUAUCUAACUAUUUAAUUUCCUUGUUAGUGUGCUUUCCAAACGGAACAAUGGUGAUCACGGCAGUUGUGGAUACACUACCUGACCUGGAUCCUGGUAAAAUGGUUCUGAAUGAUGGAAAAUGCCAACCAAAAGAAUUUAACGAUCAUAAAGCACUCUUUAAGUUCAACAUUAAUAGUUGUGGCACCACCAGAACAAUUCGUGGGAAUUACUUGAUCUAUAAGAAUGAAGUUUCGUACCCAAGAGAAGUUAUUCCUGUCAACUUCCCAGUGAUAACUAGAGACCCUGAUUAUCGUUUAACAGUUUCCUGUCGAUUUGAAGUGAACAAUACUCUGUCUGUUGGGGUUGUGAAGAGAUAUCAGAAAGAUGCCCGGCAUCCUGCCAAUUUGCAAGUAGUGAGGAGAGUCAAGAGACCAAGGCAUACUUCAGAACUGUACUCUAAGAUUUACAAAACUGCUGAUUACUUUGAUUUUUACAAGGAUGAAGAAUACCCAGUGGCUUUGAAUUGGACACAAACCCUUUAUUUUGAAGUUGAGCUUCUGAACAAUAACAAUCGUCAAACUGACCUGGUGUUGGAUCAUUGCUGGAUGACUACAACACCUGAUCGCAACAGCCUACCGCAAUGGCAUGUUAUCAGGGCUGGUUGUGCAAGCAAUGAAGAAAUAUUUGUCACUGCAUUCCAUCCUGCAUCCAACACCACCCAGAACUUUCACCAGCUGAAAAGAUUUGAAGUAAAAAUACAGAAACUAUCUCUCCCACAAGAAACGGUGUUGCCUGAAAAAAUAUAUGGCCACUGCAGUGUUGUGAUCUGCAUUAAUAAUCCAGAUACAAAUUUUUCUUGCGAUGGACAAUGCACAGUAGAAAAAGGCCAGAGUACCUACCUGAACAUGCACAAAGAAUAUGUGUCACUUGGAGAAGUUUGGCUUUUUGCUGGAAGGUUGGAACAUGCAAAAACUGAAGAUUAUAGGAUUGGUGUUGAUCUUUCAAGAUUACAGGCAAAUAACCCUUAA